Messenger RNA from Lithohypha guttulata, 1719 nucleotides. RefSeq lists its product as uncharacterized. Lineage: Eukaryota; Fungi; Ascomycota; Eurotiomycetes; Chaetothyriales; Trichomeriaceae. The record is from RefSeq and is a predicted model, not a curated record. Gene Ontology annotation, biological process: transmembrane transport. The transcript has 2 exons. Gene Ontology annotation, molecular function: transmembrane transporter activity. Gene Ontology annotation, cellular component: membrane. Bases 1 to 1719 code for a protein of 572 amino acids.
AUGCAGUGGUGGGUUAGAAUACUGAUCACCAUCCGAGUUAGCCACCGCAUUUCUAAGGUCGCCAACAUGAGUCUCAGUAUAGGCGAAGGACGACUGAGGCAGUUCAUGUCCAAGAUCAUUCAUUCAUCCAACUAUGGAGAAAAGUUAACCUCGAGGAUCACUACAUCUCAUGCCUGCCAAACAGCGAAUGACACUACAUCAAAAGAAUCUGGUAUCAGCACGAGUCAAGCUAGCCAGGUAGUCAGUGAACCACAAGCGAUAGCCACGAAAGCGAGCAUGCGGAGUGACACGACGAGGCAUAACGACGAUGUUUUCUUGCCUUCUGCCUCGCGACGACCAACAGACAUCGAGCUUGAUGCGCUUCAGUGGGGACAUAAAGUCAAUGGCCCUGAAAGCACUUCGGCUGUCACUCCGGGAGACCUCGAAAGCAGUCCUGUUAGUGGUUUAUCAUCCCCAGCACGAGUCAAUCCUCAACAACAUAUUGCCGUAACGCCAUCUUCACCUAAGUAUCCUUAUAUGAACCGAUGGCGGAUCCUAGCAACGUGUAUUGCAUUCUUCGUUCAAGGCAUGAACGACUCGGCCACUGGAGCCCUUCUACCCUAUAUGGAACGAUACUACCAUAUUUCUCACGCCAUCAUGUCACUGAUCUUCGUGGCUAAUGCCUGUGGUUUCAUCGCUGCUGGUCCAGUCUGUCAUAUACUCAAUAAUCGCUUCGGUCGAGCCAGGGUGCUGUCCUCAUGCACAAUUCUCAACACUCUAGCCUACACCGCCAUAGUAUGCCAGCCGCCCUUUCCCGUGGUCAUCGUGGCCUUCUUCUUCCUCGGUUUCGGCUUCGCAAUCAUUCUUGCUCUCGACAACGUCUUUCUCGUCAACCUCCAGGGCGGCACGACUCUCCUCGGAUACAUGCACGGCACGUAUGGGGUAGGCGGCAUCGUCGCCCCCUUCGUGGCAACCGCAAUGGUCUCUCAAGGUAUCCGUUGGUCACUCUUCUACGCCAUCCUCCUCGCCCUGUCCCUUAUCAGCACAGUCGCCUUCUUCUGGACAUUCCGCAACUACGAAAGCGAGACCACCUCCGCACAACUCCUAACAGCACUCGAACGCACCGCGUCCCGUCAAACAGACUCAGAAGAAAAGAAGAACAUCCUCAAAAAAGCGCUCCGAAACCGCACAACUCUCCUCGGAGCCCUAUUAAUCUUCUCAUACCAAGCCGCAGAAGUAGCCAUAUCCGGCUGGGUGAUCUCUUUCCUGAUCGACUACCGCAACGGCGAUCCAACACAAGUCGGCUAUGUCACGUCGGGCUUCUGGGGCGGAAUAACCCUCGGCCGCUUCCUUCUCGUCAUGCCCUGCCACAAGAUCGGAGAUCGCAUCUCCAUCGUCAUACUCAUAGCAGGCACAGCAGCGUUCCAAUUCAUGGUCUGGUUCUUACCGAACGUCAUUGGAAAUGCUGUGGCUGUGGCGAUCAUCGGGUUACUGCUUGGUCCGAUAUAUCCUUGUGCAACGGGUGUGUUUUCGAAACUGCUGCCGAGUUGUAUGCAGAUUACGAGUCUGGGAUUGAUUGGUAGUGUUGGUAGCAGUGGUGGUGCUGUCGGACCGUUACUUACGGGAGCACUUGCGCAGAAGCUGGGGACGGUGGUGUUGAAUCCUAUCUGUAUUGUGCUCUGUGUGGUUAUGGAAUGCGCAUGGCUCGGACUACCGAGAGUGGUGAAGAGGAGUGAGUAA